AUGACCGUCCAUACUUCUCUGUUUGUACUCCUCGGUGUGUUCACUGUUAUAGCCGGGCUCCUCUGGUGUUUUUGUGGGUCUAACAUGGAGGAACAACCUUAAAUGUUAUUAUAAAUAGAGAACAGACGUGGAAGGAGUCGUGUGCUGGAGUUUAACUGACCCUGAGCUUGUAAUAACAGCAGCCGCCGCGGCCCUCCAGCCUGCAGCCACUCAGCAGCCUGAGCUGUGUGAGUCUUUGUGCCAGAGAAAAGCUGUGGCGUUGAAAACAUCGAGGACCUUCUCUUUGUUGAGCCUGUAAAGAACCACGAAGCUUUAUCUGAUCCGAGGUCACACGACUGAAGUCUGUUCAUGUGGAGGUCAUCGUGUCUGAGAAGAUGAAGAUAGACGUCCCUUACAACCAGCUGGUGGAUGUGGAGAGGAGGAGACAAGAGUCCAACAGGAAAGCAGAGCUGUACUCCAGAUGUGUGAUAGCUCUCGCCACUGUGGCCACUGUGCUGCUGGCUGCCAUGGCCCUCUACAACCUCCUCACACCGAGGGUUCCCCCCUCACCUCCCGUCCCAGUUCAGUCCCCGAGCAGCAGCCUCGCACCGCCCCGGAGAGAGUCCUGCUCUGACCCCUGCAACAUCGUCCUCGUGGAGAGCAUCCCUGAAGGUCUGGAGUUUAAUUCCAGCACCACCCACCCCUCCAUCUUCCAGGCAUGGAUGAACCUGAUGGCUGAGGCUCGCAGCAGUGUGGACAUCGCCUCCUUCUAUUGGACGCUCACCAACGAGGACACCGGCACUCAUGAGCCCACGGCUUAUCAGGGUGAGACCGUUCUGAAGACACUAGCCGAGCUCUCAGGGAAGGUUUCUGUUCGUAUCGCAGUGAACACACCGCAAGAGAGUCAACCACAGGACAACCUCAGACUGCUCAAUGACUCAGGAGCUCACAUCAGGACAGUCAACAUGAGGAAACUCACCACAGGCGUCCUCCACACAAAGUUCUGGGUCGUGGACAAGAAGCACAUUUACAUCGGCAGCGCCAACAUGGACUGGAGAUCGCUCACACAGGUGAAGGAGCUCGGUGUGGUGGUCUACAACUGCAGCUGCCUGGCUGAAGACCUGGAGAAGAUCUUUGAAGCGUAUUGGUUCAUGGGGGAGAGUCAGUCCAUCCCGUCUCCCUGGCCCGCCAGGUUCUCCACGCUCUACAACAAGGACACGCCCCUCCAGCUGCCGCUCAACGACACGCAGUCCAACGUCUACUUAUCGAGUUCUCCUCCGUCUUUCUGUGCAGCCGGCCGGACUCCAGACCUUCAGUCCAUCCUGAGUGUGAUGGAGGAUGCUCACAGCUUCAUCUACAUCGCCGUCAUGAACUACCUGCCCACCAUGGAGUUCUCUCAUCCUAAGAGGUACUGGGCAGAAAUCGACACUCAGCUGAGGAAGGCCGCCUAUGAAAGGAGGGUCAGAGUGCGUCUGCUGAUCAGCUGCUGGGCCAGCACACAGCCCGUCAUGUUCCCUUUCCUCAAGUCUCUCGCCUCGGUUUAUGACCCCAAGGGCAAACUGGACAUCCAGGUGAGGUUGUUUGUGGUGCCCGUCAGCCCCAAGCAGAAGGAGAUUCCCUUCGCCAGAGUCAACCACAACAAGUACAUGGUGACCGACAAGAUAGCUUACAUAGGUACGUCCAACUGGUCAGGUGACUACUUUGUGAACACAGCCGGCUCAGCGCUGGUCGUGAACCAAACUGCAUCAGAGUCCACGGAGCAGACCGUCCAAUCCCAGCUGAGGGAUGUGUUUCAGAGAGACUGGGACUCCGACUACAGCACUCCUCUCACCGAGAACACAAACCUUAAAAACUUGUGUUAGUUUCUACAGUGCACACUUCACACUUCUCUGCCCAUGUUACUCUUUUAAUCCACACACAGUUUGUAGCAGUAAACACAGAAAGUCCUCUGUGUGAUGAGGUCAAAAGGGAGACAGGAGACUUUCAGUAAACCUGGUUUGCCACAGUUUAGAAUCUUUGAGUACAGAGUAAUCAGCCAAGCACAACCAGGUACUGACAGUGACUCUGUCGUAGGGUGUUCAUGUGUGCAGGAUUUUAGUUUAAGGCCAGAGCUUCUCUUCAUGUCACUGCUGUUACAAUCAAAUCUGCCUCUUGAAUCAAAGUACAUAUGCCUGUGAUCAGUCAGAUAGCAUGUGAGAGGCUGCUUUAGGAUCAGAUUCAACAUGAGGAAGCAGGCGGGACUUCUACGCUUUAUAAAAACAUAAAGAGACAGUUUUCCUUUUAAAAACAUGUACGAUCGAUCAACUGGAAUUAAUUUAAUGGAGGGCUUUCUGUCCUCUGUUGUUAGCAGGAAGUGCACGGUGAUGUUUUCAGCUCUCAUGUUGCCUUAUCUAAUCACUGAUUAAUCAAAGCAUCUCCGUUCGAUAGCUUCAACAGGAGUUUUUAUCUUUCUCAGCUCAUCUCAGGGAGGAACGUGUGAGUGUUUUAUUUUUAUAUCACUUUAGUCUGCUGGAAUAAUGAACACUCAAACAAGGUGUGCUGUGCCUGAGCUGUGAAUAAGAUGCUCGAGUUCUUCUCUCGCUCUUCAGCUUUUUAAACACAUGGAUUUAAUUUUUGAAGUCUGCAGUGGAUUGGAGGUUUUUGCAGCGGCUCUAAAUGAGGAUGAACUAAUCUAAUUUCCACCGUGUGGAGUGAUUGAAACUACCAAUUAGAGAAGAGGCGGUUGUUAUGGUGACUCUCCAAAGAGGCGUGUUUUGUAGCCCGAGUGUGCUUCUGAAAGCUUUGGAGCGGUAAUGGUGUAUACAUGUCAUUAUCUUCCUCCUCUUUAUAAAGACACGACUCUAAAUAAAUGUCUCUGAAUCAUCCUG
Messenger RNA from Notolabrus celidotus (New Zealand spotty), 2846 nucleotides. RefSeq names its product phospholipase D family, member 3 (gene pld3). Bases 375 to 1841 code for a protein of 488 amino acids. The record is from RefSeq and is a predicted model, not a curated record. NCBI's taxonomy places the organism in Eukaryota, Metazoa, Chordata, Actinopteri, Labriformes, Labridae. Gene Ontology annotation, molecular function: catalytic activity. The transcript has 13 exons.